This is a messenger RNA of Gorilla gorilla gorilla (western lowland gorilla), 4040 nucleotides long. RefSeq names its product sushi domain containing 1 (gene SUSD1). The coding region runs from base 254 to 2116 and encodes 620 amino acids. Gene Ontology annotation, molecular function: calcium ion binding. The transcript is spliced from 14 exons. The record is from RefSeq and is a predicted model, not a curated record. NCBI's taxonomy places the organism in Eukaryota, Metazoa, Chordata, Mammalia, Primates, Hominidae.
AUGUGAGCGGCGAGAGGGCAGCAGGUGCGGAGCCAGAGACGGACGCGGAACGGGCGUGUCCUAAGCCCAGGCCCCGACAGGAGGAAGGACCCGCGCUCUGCGGCCUCCCCAGGACCCCGCAGCGCCCCCCGCUUCCCUCGGCGGCGCCGGAAGCCGCCGGCUGGUCCCCUCCCCGCGGCGCCUGUAGCCUUAUCUCUGCACCCUGAGGGCCCCGGGAGGAGGCGCGGGCGCGCCGGGAGGGACGGGCAGCGGCAUGGGCCGGGGGCCCUGGGAUGCGGGCCCGUCUCGCCGCCUGCUGCCGCUGUUGCUGCUGCUCGGCCUGGCCCGCGGCGCCGCGGGAGCGCCGGGCCCUGACGGUUUAGACGUCUGUGCCACUUGCCAUGAACAUGCCACAUGCCAGCAAAGAGAAGGGAAGAAGAUCUGUAUUUGCAACUAUGGAUUUGUAGGGAACGGGAGGACUCAGUGUGUUGAUAAAAAUGAGUGCCAGUUUGGAGCCACUGUUGUCUGUGGGAACCACACAUCUUGCCACAACACCCCCGGGGGCUUCUAUUGCAUUUGCCUGGAAGGAUAUCGAGCCACAAACAACAACAAGACAUUCAUUCCCAACGAUGGCACCUUUUGUACAGACAUAGAUGAGUGUGAAGUUUCUGGCCUGUGCAGGCAUGGAGGGCGAUGCGUGAACACUCAUGGGAGCUUUGAAUGCUACUGUAUGGAUGGAUACUUGCCAAGGAAUGGACCUGAGCCUUUCCACCCGACCACCGAUGCCACAUCAUGCACAGAAAUAGACUGUGGUACCCCUCCUGAGGUUCCAGAUGGCUAUAUCAUAGGAAAUUACACAUCUAGGCUGGGCAGCCAGGUUCGUUAUGCUUGCAGAGAAGGAUUCUUCAGUGUUCCAGAAGAUACAGUUUCAAGCUGCACAGCCCUGGGCACAUGGGAGUCCCCAAAAUUACAUUGCCAAGAGAUCAACUGUGGCAACCCUCCAGAAAUGCGGCACGCCAUCUUGGUAGGAAAUCACAGCUCCAGGCUGGGCGGUGUGGCUCGCUAUGUCUGUCAAGAGGGCUUUGAGAGCCCUGGAGGAAAGAUCACUUCUGUUUGCACAGAGAAAGGCACCUGGACAGAAAGUACUUUAACAUGCACAGAAAUUCUGACAAAGAUUAAUGAUGUAUCACUGUUUAAUGAUACCUGUGUGAGAUGGCAAAUAAACUCAAGAAGAAUAAACCCCAAGAUCUCAUAUGUGAUAUCCAUAAAAGGACAACGGUUGGACCCUAUGGAAUCAGUUCAUGAGGAGACAGUCAACUUGACCACAGACAGCAGGACCCCAGAAGUGUGCCUAGCCCUGUACCCAGGCACCAACUACACCGUGAACAUCUCCACAGCACCUCCCAGGCGCUCGAUGCCAGCCGUCAUCGGUUUCCAGACAGCUGAAGAUGAUCUCUUAGAAGAUGAUGGAAGUUUCAAUAUUUCAAUAUUUAAUGAAACUUGUUUGAAGUUGAACAGGCGUUCUAGGAAAGUUGGAUCAGAACACAUGUACCAAUUUACCGUUCUGGGUCAGAGGUGGUAUCUGGCUAACUUUUCUCAUGCAACAUCGUUUAACUUCACAACAAGGGAACAAGUGCCUGUAGUGUGUUUGGAUCUGUACCCUACGACUGAUUAUACGGUGAAUGUGACCCUGCUGAGAUCUCCUAAGCGGCACUCAGUGCAAAUAACAAUAGCAACUCCCCCAGCAGUAAAACAGACCAUCAGUAACAUUUCAGGAUUUAAUGAAACCUGCUUGAGAUGGAGAAGCAUCAAGACAGCUGAUAUGGAGGAGAUGUAUUUAUUCCACAUUUGGGGCCAGAGAUGGUAUCAGAAGGAAUUUGCCCAGGAAAUGACCUUUAAUAUCAGUAGCAGCAGCCGAGAUCCCGAGGUGUGCUUGGACCUGCGUCCGGGUACCAACUACAAUGUCAGUCUCCGGGCUCUGUCUUCAGAACUUCCUGUGGUCAUCUCCCUGACAACCCAGAUAACAGAGCCUCCCCUCCCGGAAGUAGAAUUUUUUACGGUGCACAGAGGACCUCUACCACGCCUCAGACUGAGGAAAGCCAAGGAGAAAAAUGGACCAAUCAGAGAGGAAGAUUGAGGUUGGCGUGGAGAGAUGAACAGCUUGCUCACAGUACCAGGUCCAGGAGCUGAAAAUGUACAUGGCCUCACCAACAUUGCCUUUGUCUCUGCUGACCCUUCGGUAAAAUCAAGGUUAAAAAAAAAAAAAGUGAGAUAUUAUAAAAUUACAAAAAAGAAAGCCUGGCGAUAUUAUCUGUAUAUCCAUUUAUAAUAAAACUUAGAGUUUUCCUGCUUUUAUAUUCAUUUAAGUUCAGUAAACGUGCAAAGAUCUUUCCAGGGAUGGAUUCUUGACAAGUUACCAGAAGGCAUUGUAAUUCUGUCAUUAUAAAGAGAACAGAAGUUGUGAUGUCACUUCCUGAGAGCAUUUGCAAGAACAAAUGUGAUAUUUAUGUCAAAUAAUGACAUAAUGCAAAAAGAAAAGCCAAAUGACAGCUUACCCUUGUGGCUAUAUGCUGGCCAGCGCCUCCAAAACAGGAAGUGGAGAACUGUGAGUCAUUCGAGGGAGUGUGGUGGUGAAAAAGAGGAGAAAAGUCCUUCCAGAACAGUCAUAUUCCAAACAGCCACAGCUGCUUCUUUAACAUCACAUGGCUAAUUACCAGCAGGCAGGGUGGUUUUCCUAAGCCUGACUACCUGGUUUGAGCUGGGGGGCAGCAGCUUUGCCAGUGUGUGAGACAGGCCUGAGUCUGCUUUGUGCACCAUUUAGGGACAGUGUCUUGGGGUACAUAAUGGAGCAAGGUCCUUGGGACCAAGUCUCUGCUGAGGUUGCUGAUGUUAGGCAGAGGAUGGAGCCUGUUGCUGGGUUCCCUUAAUGCUCGUGUCUCCCACACAGCCAGAUUAUAGGAAUCACCUGGGAGCUUUACCAGCGAUACAAAUUCCCAGAAUCUACUCCUAGAGAUUUCGAUUCCGUAGGUCAGGAUGAGGUCGGGGAAUUUGUAUAAUAAUCAAGCAACACAGGUGAUUACGGUCAGGCUAAUUGGGGAGCUGCUUCAUACUCUGUCGAUGAUGCCUCUAGUGAGCAAUGUACGGAACCAAAUGGGCACAGGUGAGCCUCGACCUUGCUCUUGACCACCACCACCUGCAUGGAAAGAUGAGAGGGAUUUGAAGAUGUACUUAUGGACUGCAUGGAGGUGCUGCAACAUUUACUUUCUUACCUGUGGCUGUGAUGUAGGGAUGUCUUCAAGUCUCCCGGCAAGUUUGUUGUUACAGGUGUUCCCCAUAGGCAGUGGAUGCUUAAUAAAUGUUUACUGGUGGUGACAACUUAUCGCCCUGUGGGUUUUACUUUGUCUCUUUUGUAGAAAGCCCUUGGCUGAAAGUGAGCCAAGACUUUAUGAAAAUCAGGACCCUGGGCCAGGCACAGUGGCUCACGCCUGUAAUCCCAGCCCACUGGGAGGCAGAGGUGGGCACACAGGGCAGUGAUACGUGCAACAACUUCUCCCAGCUAAAGAGGUCAGGAGUUCAAGACCAGCCUGGCCAACAUGGUGGAACCCCAUCUCUACUAAAAAUACAAAAAAAAUUAACCGGGAAUAGUGGCGAGUGCCUGUAGUCUCGGCUACUCAGGAGGCUGAAGCAGAAGAAUCGCUUGAACCUGGGAGGUAAAGGUUGCAGUGAGCUGAGAUCACACCACUGCACUCCAGCCUGGGCAGCAGAGCAAGAUUCCCUUCUUAAAAAAGAAAAAAGAAAAGAAAAGAAAAGAAAGAAAAUCAGGGCCCUGAGGAUACCUAGGAUGUUUGGGAACCUGGUGGGGGGAGACUUUCCAUAUCCAACACCCACUGUGGAGGAGGGCUCCCUCUUCUUAACUUAGUGAUUCAUGGGCUCUGAGGAAGCAGGAGAUAGGGUGUUUGAUAUGUGAAGCAGGAAGUUCAAAUUUACUGGUAAAAUAGAAUUAUAUGGCCUAAUGAGUUUUGGAAAUUACCCUAAUUAUAUUUCACGCUGAUGUAUGCUUU